Messenger RNA from Microthlaspi erraticum, 420 nucleotides. Lineage: Eukaryota; Viridiplantae; Streptophyta; Magnoliopsida; Brassicales; Brassicaceae. The record is from the annotation of a GenBank genome assembly.
AUGGCAGAGAAGAUGACUCCAUCAAUCCCGAGCCCAAAGGCAGAAGAAGCAGAAGUCGUUACCGUUGAUGUGAGCGAAGGCAAGAAUCUCCUUCAAUCUGGGCAUCAAUAUCUUGAUGUUAGGACCGAAGAAGAGUUUAAGAGAGGACACUGUGUGGCACCUAAGGUCGUCAACAUCCCCUACAUGUUUAACACACCUCAAGGCAGAGUGAAGAAUCAAGACUUCUUGGAUCAAGUCUCUUCUCUUCUCAACCCAACUGAUGAUAUCCUUGUGGGUUGUCAAAGUGGAGCUAGAUCCUUGAAUGCCUCAACUGAACUUCUUGCUGCAGGUUUCAAGAAAGUGAGGAACAUGGGAGGUGGCUACUUGGCUUGGGUGGAUCACAGCUUUGCCAUCAACAAGGAGCAGCCAUCUGCAAACUAA